AUGGAUUCACCACCCAGACGAAUAACGCGUGCAAGAGCUGCCAAAACCACAGGUCCUCGGACGACUAAGAUCGUGACCGCUGCGGCCCAAGCCAGAACCAAAUCGACACCCACCGCCUCCACUUGCACGAAGACCACGGCUGCUAAGCGCAAAACAAGAGCUGACGACUCGGAGGACGAGGAGGACCCUGUUCACGACCGGAUACCAGCCCCGCGAAAAGCGACGCGUGGACGACCCAAGAAGAGGGACGACACUCAGGCAGCCAGCACGGCUUCCGUUGCAAAGCCAACUCGAGGACGGCCAGCAAAGAAGCAGGCGACAGACGCGGCCAAAGCUGAGGCGGCCGAGGCUGCAAAACCAACACGAGGCCGCCCCAAGAAGUCUACACAACCAGCCAACGCCGAGACAGCUGCACCCGAGCCACCGAAGAAGGUGACGCGUGCCCGCGGGACGGCGGCUCCCACAGCAACAACCAAGCCAGGAAUUAAAAAGACGGUCAAGUUCGAGGAACCUGACAAGGAGAACGUUGAACCCGUCAAACGGAAGGAGCCUGCAGCAACUGGCCUCCGAGGCAAACCUGCGCGACGCGGGGGCGCGACAGCUGCACGCGCGACGCGUAAAGAAGCCACCCCAGCACCCACCGCCUCGGAUAUCCGGAAGAAGCCACUGAGCCCUAGAAAGGUGACACAGAUGCCUGUUUCACGAGACGAAGAGUCCGAGGACGAGCUCGCAGGGUUCGAGCGUACGCCAAUACCGCCUAUGAGAAAGAGUCCCGUCAAGCCACCGACCAGUGUCAUGGCGCAGGCAAAGGAGCCUCCCUCCGAGGGCCUCGACGAGGACGCCACGAUCACAGUCAACGCAGCCAUUCUGAACCCACCAAACUUGGUUACAACCACUCUUACCUCUCCAGCCAGGCGAAUCCCCCCUUCGGCCCAAAAGGAAACAAUGAAGUCUCCAGCCCGCAAAAUCGGCGCUGUACCCUUCCCUGGCUCCGCGAUAAAAUCGGCCCAACAAAGUCACGGCACAGUUGGACCUACCUCCCCGACCAAGGGUUCAUUACUCCUGUCGGCCGCAAAGAGACCACUAUCGCCCGUCAAGAACACCAACUACUCGUCGCCGACCAAGUCCAGCAGCACUCCUUCUGCGGCAUACAAAUCCUCAAUGCUGCAAACACCGGCCAAGCGGGGUAUUUCGGGACUCAAGCCAGUGAUGGAAAGUGCUUCCAGGAAGGAUGACCUGCUGCAGCGCGGAUCACCUGCGAUGAAGCCACUGGCUUCGACACCCGGGCCAGUCGGUUCGCGCCGCCCAUCGGAGAAACUUCUUCUCGAGGAAUACGAGCCAUCGGAUGAGAGUGACCAGGAUGGGGAGAGAGAUGAGGAGACUUUCACCGCCCCUAUCGAGAAGGUGAAAUUCCCCGGGCGCCUCUCGGCGGUCAUGCCACGGGAGGCUGACCCCGAUCCCUCGCUGGCAGAGGAAGAAGAUGAGGCUCAGCAGGUUCAGACUGAUGACCUGAUUGAAGAUGUACCGCUGCUUCAAGAAGAGCUCGACACUGUCGAAGAUGAAGAGGCUGGCGAUACCCAUCCAGAUCCCGCGACAGAGCCCGUAGACGAGGAACAGGACGCCGGCGCUAGAGUGGAAGAGCCAACCAAGUCUGAGGCUGCGGCAGAAGUGUCACAGCCUGAGGAUUCUGAGAAGCCCGAGGUGGCCGCCCCGCAAACUGGACAUGACGGAGAUGCCAUGUUCCAACUCGACUCCCGCGCUCUGCCAACAAAUGAGGAUUUCGACGCAGAGUCCGACAGUGAGCUGAUGUCGCCUGCGCGAGAGACUGGCGACACACCGACUGCCAAACUGGCACAGGCUGGUCACUCUCGGCGCUCAACGAUAGGCUUAACGAGUCUUGCCGAGCAGUGUGGGCAGUGGUCGGCGGCGGCGAGUCCCACCAAGAAGACUGCCAGCCGGCAGAGCACCCAAGCGCCAGAAGAGCAGGCCGUCAAUUCCCCCGCAGCAGGACCUACCCCAGCAUCAGCGCAUUUCUUUGAGGAUGAGAUGACUGUCCGUCCAGAUUUUGGGGCGACCGUGCCCCAGCAGCCUCAGUCUGAGCCCGGACCUGAGGGCGAGCUGAUGGAUCUUGACGAGCCAUUCAAUGACGUCGCCACUGAGCCGGAAGACCUGGAGCUAGCGAAAGAGGCAGAGAGCAUGGUGGGUGCCAGCUCACCGAGGAUGAAGCAGGGCUUUGAGAUGGAAGUCGGGGGACAGGAUGACACGCUGUCCGACGCGAGCCAGGAAUAUGGGGACGAGAACGAAGUCCCUGUGGACCCUGCCAUGGCGGCAGCUUCAGCGGCACCCGUCACGCCCGUUCGCCCGGAGAAGCACACCUUCUUCCACACGACGACCAAAGUGCCUCUCAAGGCGUCGGAGGAGUCCACGCCCAGCAUUCUCCAGAAGCGCAGCUUCACUGCACCUCGUGUGACCGCACAAAGGUCGAGCAUGCCAGAAGUGGAUGCCGAUUCUAACCUGACACCGAGCAAGAAGCGGACGAGUCUCGGCCCCGCGACCCCCGUCAGGGGGAUCAUGGCUCCCGAGUUCUUCACACCCACAGUGGCCCGUGCCGGCACUGAUCCCCAUCUGCUCAAAGGUGCUGUGGUAUUUGUGGAUGUACACACUAGUGAGGGCGCCGAUGCUAGUGGCAUCUUCGUGGAGCUUCUCACGCAGAUGGGCGCCCGCUGCCGCAAGCACUGGGACUGGAAUCCGGAUGGUUCGUCGAACAACGAAUGCACGUCACACAAGAUUGGGAUCACACACGUUGUCUUCAAAGACGGUGGGAAGCGGACGCUGGAGAAGGUGCGCAGGACCAAAGGUCUCGUUCAAUGCGUCGGCGUGAGCUGGGUUCUCGACUGCGAGAGAGACAACACCUGGCUCGACGAGCGCAGCUAUCUUGCCGACACGGGGCUCGUCCCACGAGGUGGCGCGCGUCGGAGAAGAAGCAUGGAGCCUAGGGCCUUAGCGAACAUGAACGGCACGCUCGUUGACAAUGGUUCGACAUCGAAGGGCACGAGUCCUCGCACGCCGUCGCCCUCGAAGCGACGGGAGAGCACGCAGUGGAUGCACACACCCUCUGACCAGGGAUUGGAGGGAGAGCAGGACGACAUUGAAUGGUCGAAGUUCAUCUUGACGCCUGUGCCGAAGACACCUGCGCCUGACGCUGUGGCGAGGGCCGCUGCUGCGCUGGCGGCAGACGACUCGAUAACGGAGAGCGACGACGACGCGUCAUGUGGAUCGCCAAUGGACCACGAAGCAUUGUUGAUGAGAACGUGCCCUCCCAAGACGAGGCCAUUGCGGGAUCUCACUGGCAGCAGUCCUCUGAAGAACAUGCUGGACGAGCACGCGAUGCAGCGGCUCAUGGCGGCGAGGCGCAGGAGCAUGCAGUACGCUCCCAAAAUAGGGAGCCCAUUGGCCAAGGCUUGGAAGUAG
This is a messenger RNA of Emericellopsis cladophorae, 3471 nucleotides long. RefSeq lists its product as uncharacterized. The record is from RefSeq and is a predicted model, not a curated record. The transcript has 2 exons. NCBI's taxonomy places the organism in Eukaryota, Fungi, Ascomycota, Sordariomycetes, Hypocreales, Bionectriaceae. Gene Ontology annotation, biological process: mitotic cell cycle. The coding region runs from base 1 to 3471 and encodes 1156 amino acids.